Messenger RNA from Lolium rigidum, 2087 nucleotides. RefSeq lists its product as uncharacterized. Bases 16 to 1407 code for a protein of 463 amino acids. The record is from RefSeq and is a predicted model, not a curated record. NCBI's taxonomy places the organism in Eukaryota, Viridiplantae, Streptophyta, Magnoliopsida, Poales, Poaceae. The transcript is spliced from 3 exons.
GCCCGCCAGCCAGCCAUGGACAGGAAGCAGGGCUUCUUCUCGGCGCUGCGGGACGAGGUGGCGCGCGGGCUGUCGCCGGCGCGGGCGCGGCGGAGGGCGGAGGAGGCGGCGGCCGCCAAGGCCGCCCUGCGGUACGCGGGCGGCGGCGGCGGCGGGGAGGCGCUCGCGCCGCUCAUGGAGGGCCCGGAUCCGGAGGAGGCCGGCGGCGGCGACGGCGCCGGGCGACCGCGCAGGGACCGGGACGGCUGGGGCCGGUGGGUGCGCGGCCAGCUCGCGCGCGCGCCGUCGGCCGGCCCGGCGGCGCCUUCCGGCGGCGCCGCGAGGCGGAGCGACCUCAGGAUGCUGCUCGGGGUCAUGGGCGCCGCGCUCGCGCCCGUGCAUGUCUGCGCCGCCGAGCCGCUCCCGCACCUCAGCAUCAAGGACACCCCCAUUGAGACUUCGUCGGCGCAGUACAUUCUGCAGCAGUAUCUGGCUGCCUCCGGCGGGCAGAAGCUCCUCUCGUCCGUCCGAAACGCCUAUGCCAUGGGGAAGGUGCGCAUGGUGGCGACCGAGUGUGAGACUGCUGGCCGUGUCGUCAAGAACCGCAUGGCAGCACGCUGUGCCGAGCCAGGUCGGUUCGUGCUCUGGCAGAUGGCUCCGGAGAUGUGGUACAUUGAGCUGGCUGUUGGUGGGAGCAAGGUGCACGCCGGAUGCAACGGCAAGCUCGUCUGGCGCCACACCCCAUGGCUCGGCGCUCAUUCUGCCAAGGGACCUGUUCGCCCUCUCCGCCGUGCUCUUCAGGGUCUGGAUCCUUUGACCACAGCCAGCAUGUUUGCUGGUGCACGCUGCAUCGGCGAGAGGAAGGUGAAUGGGGAUGACUGCUUCAUUCUGAAGCUGUGUGCUGAUCCUGAGACGCUAAGAGCACGCAGCGAGGGGCUUGCCGAGAUCAUCCGGCAUGUUCUCUUUGGCUACUUUAGCCAGAAGACCGGGCUUCUUGUCCACCUUGAGGAUUCUCACCUCACCCGAAUUCAGUCCACGACUGGAGGGGAUGCAGUUUACUGGGAGACUACCAUCAAUUCAUUCAUCGAGGACUACAGGCCAGUGGAGGGCAUAAUGAUUGCACAUUCCGGGCGCUCGGCCGUGACCCUUUUCCGUUUCGGAGAGGUCGCCAUGAGCCACACAAAGACUCGCAUGGAGGAGGCAUGGAGCAUCGAGGAGGUCGCGUUCAAUGUCCCCGGUCUCUCCAUGGACUGCUUCAUCCCACCCACUGAUAUCAAGUCUGGGUCCAUCAGCGAGACGGUUGAGCUUCCGCACAGUGGGAAGAGCAAGGUCGGUCUUCUUCCAUGCCAUGGUGCUAAGGUUGCUGCUUUAGAGAAGGCUGAUGGUAACGUUGCGUGGAGCGGAGCCCUGCAGCGAGAUUGCAAGUGAUUUACGGUCUGUUCAUACUGCUCCUUGCAGGGAUACUGACUCAUUUUGAUGGAUGUAGGGUUAGAAAGAAUGGGCUAAAGGAGGAUUUGGAUCUUUGGAAUUCCAAAUGUCCCCUGUAAAUAGGGAAGGCUAAGCCACCACAUGGUCUUCAGUAUCCCUGAGGAGAGGCCUUGUGUGAAGAAUCCUUUCUGCUCUCAUUCGGAGAUAUGGUGUAGUAGGUAGUCUUGUUUCUUACUUUCUGUUUUCUGUUCUUUGAGAGUGCCUAUGGAAGAAGCACCAGGGGUGUUCUCCUCCAUCCAACCACAUGAUAAGGAUCAUGCAUGGUGGUAGUGCUGCUCUUUUCUUGGUAGCAAUACUAAUUAUGAGAGGCCCAGCGAGGAAGAAGGAUUUCUCCGUGGGCAAUCGAGUGAUUUCAUCGUCUAAUUAGCAGUUCAGUGUGCUUUGGUUGUGACAGUCUCCAGUCAAACUAACUUUUAGGGGAAGCUGGGAGGUCCAGAGUGGUUGUUGCUCUUUUUUUUAGUGUUCCAUAUCAUGGGUCUAGCUGUUUUCCCCCCUUUGUCCUUGACACCAUCUCCCUUAUUUAGUAUGAGAUGGUGGUUGUUGUAUUCUAAGGAAACUGAUGUAAUCCAAAAACUUCUAUGAAUGCCAUGGAUCGAGGUGUUGUGUUCCUGUGCACUCAA